This is a messenger RNA of Fusarium redolens, 2610 nucleotides long. RefSeq lists its product as uncharacterized. The transcript has a single exon. The coding region runs from base 1 to 2610 and encodes 869 amino acids. Lineage: Eukaryota; Fungi; Ascomycota; Sordariomycetes; Hypocreales; Nectriaceae. The record is from RefSeq and is a predicted model, not a curated record.
AUGAUGGACUUUUCGAAUAUUUCACGCAGAGCCAUUCGUGGAGCUGGUGGGCUUAGUCUAGGAUGGAUCCUCACGUUUUCCAUCGGUGGUGCAAUCCUUCUCUUUGCGGCGAUCGGCUUUCUUCUUACUUGGCGCGUCAAGGCUCGAGAUAAAGAGGACGCGACUACUGUAUAUCAAGUGUCGGAAGAUGUCGAGGACCAUAGACGAUCCAUCUUUACAAAACGACUGGUCAAGCGCAAAUACGCCAUGUCGAGAUCAGUCAGUCGACUCUCACUCUCACUACCACCGGUAUUACCACCACUCCCGACAUAUAACAGCUUUACCUUCUUCGGUGGAAACGCAAAACGAGGACGAUCGAGUAGUUGGGUUGAGGAGGAUAAAUUCCAUGGUCCAAGAGUUAGCAGGAGUCGUCGCGAUAGCCUCUUCAGUCGAGAUGGAUGGCUGGGAAGAACUCCAACAAUUCCAACACUUAUGACGGAUGAUGACCUAGAAAAGGCACAAGAUAGUCAGGAGCUUGAGCAAGGGAUCAAAUUUCAGAAGCGACAAAGUGUCGAGACCCUCAAGCCAAGCAAAACUGCACCUGAACUACCUGUGCCAGAAGAAGAGGCUCAGACGAGUCCAGUGCGAGCUCCCUCAAGAGCUCGUGUACGGGCUUCUGUAACGGAUACAGACCUUCGAGAUAUCCUUCGAAGUACAGAACAGCGACUUCGAGACGGAACGAGCCGUUCGCCAAGCAAGAACUCGCGCAGCUCACCAACGAAGCGCUCACCACAAAAGAUCUCAUCAGUGAGAAGCACACCACGCAAGAACUCUCCUACAAAAACACCACAUAGCCACAAGACCAUGUCAUCUGAGGACUCAACCAACACAACUGGAACAGUUCGCAUCUCGAGGAUCCCGCCGAGCCCUACCAAGAGAGCUACUAUCCAUGCGGUACCUACAGAUGCGCAGAGUCGACAGGUUUCUAUUAGCUCGAUUGGAAGUGCUGCAAACAGCUUAAUUGCGGAGGCGACGCAAGAGCUCGUAUUGCCAGGAGGGUUGUCAAGCCCAAGUCGGAUGAGAGGGCGUCAAUGGGACGCCCCGGAAGACCCAAGCCCCGAGAAGCAAAUUCCUCAAAAGCAGAGUUCUCAGACACAGUCUGCUAAAGAGGAUAGCCCCGAUAGACGGGCCUCACAAGACAGCCAGGCAUCAAGUUCACUUUCGACACUGUACAGCGCCAAUGACCCCGAAGAAAAGGACCAGCCAGAUCCAUUUAUCGAGCGAAAGACACCUGGAGUUAUGAGCUCAGAAAGCAGAGGAUCAUUGUUUGGAAACCGAGCUUCACACAAAAGGGGAAGGAAUUUGAGUAUAUCGAUCCCAGGCGGACAAUCUAUCUUCAACACAACAGGACAACUUCGACCUUCGUUUGUAAGCACACAAGCUGUUGGAGGCCUUCCUAUCUCCUCAUACUUGCAACCACCACCAGAGCGAUUCCAGCGCAAUGAUACCUAUCAUUCACGCGAUCAAGAUGGUAUUGCUCUUGCGUUCCCUGUCAGCAAUUCAUACACCAGCAUCCUGACACCAUCUGUGACGACUACCGAGGGAGAUAGCACACUGACACUGGGAGACCGGAUGAGUGAGAGCCCCAAGCCUGAAGUACCGGAGCGUGUGAGACCGUUGCUGCAAGAGAACAGACAUAGCGUGGCGACAGUACCGAGCCCCUCGACAAUGACUUCUUCGCCUUUUGACGAGCAGGAUAUGCUAUCGUUACUAAUGGGCACCGCACCCAAGAGAGCACUCCCUGAGCCACCAAAACAUAUCGCCCAAGUCGACCAGAUCGUCAUGCCAAAGCCAGUAUCGCCAAUGCCGAGACGAGAGUUCUCACAACAUCUGCGACAAAUGUCCUCAACGGCGAAUACCAUAUAUCAUGAUGAGCCACCGAUGGACUCCCCAAGCGCAAUAUCUACAGGAUCACCCCUUCGGCGUUCCAUCUCACGCUCGAAGAAGGACAUGCCGAACCUUGCACCGCCAACUGUACCGAGCAUGGGAUCCCUCGGAAACUCGAUCAUGGAGCUCAGGAGGAUGAACAGCAUGGUUAGUUCUUACAGCGGUAACUCAUUAGCAUCUUCUGUCAACGAACCUGAUUCGCCGACACUGCCGAUGUUGAACUUGACGAGUAGCUUUUCGCGAAGAACUAUAAAUCCAGUUGCGCCUCGAGUUAGCAUGUCUGGUCGCCAAAACUAUCUCAACCUCGGAAGUCCUAACAAGAACUCCUCGGGAUCAGUUGUACCGCCUAUGCCGACUCGUCCACUACCACAAAGCCGCAGCAAUCGUUCAAAUUUAGGAGUUGAAAUCCGCGAAGAUGAUAUUGAUGAGGGCAAAGAGAAUCAAGAACCAUCAUCGACAUCAAGUGGGCUACGAGAGACACGAAGGAGCACGAACAUGGGACGUGAUACUCGCGACUUGAGCCGAGCAUCGAGCAAGACCAAACUUGGAACUGUGAGUGAGCUCAUCGCUGAAAGCAAACGCGAUAGUAAGCGCAAGAGCGUUGAGUCGAUUGGAUUAUAUGACGCGGAUGGAUUUUUGAAGAGUUCGCCUGUGGAUGCGAAGGGACGGUGUCUACGCAUGUAA